AUGAUCGUUGGGUAUGGCCGAAGUGGCUAUGCAAAAGAGGCAUUGAAGUUGUUUACAGACAAAAAAUGGCAAGAUAUUUUUCCCAAUGCAGUUACCUUGGUGAGUGUACUUUCAGCUUGUGCACAGUCAGGCAAUUCGAAGUUGGGUGCAUCAGUUCAUAGUCUUGGGAUUAAUAUUGGAUUAGAUGAUGCUAAUGUGAGAAACACUCUAGGAGACAUACUCCAGAAAGCCUUUAUUUUUAUUGCGAAGAUGGCCAUUCAACCCGAUGUCACUGUUUCUGGUGCUUUUCUUAUGGAAGCAGUGUUCACUCUAGGUUCAUUCUUGGGGAUGUGGCAGUACGACAAAUGCUCGACCUGCGUCGUCAUGAUGCAAGCAACUAUGUGCUUAUGUCAAAUUUAUAUGCUUCUAACAGAGCAUGGAUCUAGGCCAGUCAAGUUCAAGAUUUGA
Molecule: messenger RNA, 447 nt
Organism: Fraxinus pennsylvanica
Lineage: Eukaryota; Viridiplantae; Streptophyta; Magnoliopsida; Lamiales; Oleaceae
Source: the annotation of a GenBank genome assembly